This is a messenger RNA of Chara braunii, 1447 nucleotides long. The record is from the annotation of a GenBank genome assembly. Lineage: Eukaryota; Viridiplantae; Streptophyta; Charophyceae; Charales; Characeae.
GGCAUAUGCCCUCCACAGGUGGGCCCAUGGGGACUGCCACUGGCAUAGUUGCUCAGGUUACGGUAUGGGAAAAAGCAGUGGGUCUCGAGCCAUUCGAGAGGUCGCCGAGGCCGUUAUUGCUUUGUACCCGAAUGUGGUGGGGUUUGGUGGUUUUGCUGAGUGUGACGAGAGGAUGCGGAAGUUUGCCGCUUUGGGUUUUCCCAAUUGUUGGGGGUGCAUUGACUGCACUCAUGUGUACAUGGACAAGCCUCGACGCAGGGACGGAGACGAGUAUUGUUCCGGAAGAAACAAUCGCUUCUUCAUUGUUGCACAAUUGGUGGUUGACUCCGAUCUCAAAAUUCUUGACUUCUGUUACGGUUUCCCAGGGACCGUUGGCGAUGCACGCGCCCUCAAGAACUCAUCUAUGUAUAGGAGGGCGCUGAAGGGGUCGUUGUUCUUGGAUGUCCCGAACGACCCCUUCCGCGGUGAGAGGCCUGAGAUUGUUGGUGUGCCAGGCAAUGGCACGUGGAGGGAUUAUGUGAGGGAGUGGAAUGCGUUGGUGCAGGAAUUGGAGAGGACAGAGAGGGAGGUCGAACGUCUGUACAAGUUCUUGGUGGCGAGAGGUGAUAGUAUCACCGUCCAUAUGCGACAUGGCAGUGCAGUUUGUGAAACUGAGAUAACGCAGGAGAGUGAUCAUGCGAGGAGAUGGGCUUUGUCCGUUGUUCAAAGACUGCGUUCGUCGAGAGCGAACCUGCAACAGUGCUGCGACGACAUCGUCACAGAGCAUCUGCAGACACGGCGGCAGUUGGAUAGAUGCAGACAAAUGUCGGAGGACAUGCACAUGCAAGCAGAUCAGACAUCUACAGCCUUGCAGGAAGCGUUGGUGGAGCGGGAUGCGGUUGCGGCGGAGCGGGGAGAAGCUAUGGCGGAGCGGGAUGAAGUUCGAAGACAGUUGGAUGCAGCAUCAAGGGAUCUGCGAGUGACACGUCAGCAGGCUCAAACGGCUUGGCAAAUCUACAACGACGUUGUGUAUGGUGGUCAAACUGCACGUCCGAAGUUCCCACCACCGGCGAGAGAUUUGUGUGAUGGGAUGGGAUGCAUGACACUCCAUAAUAAAGGAAAGGCUGCCGGCAUAUCCACUUCCACCUCUGCUGCGCAGGCGUCGAAAUGCGUUUCGUGUGAGGACUUGACUGCGCGUGUGUCGGAGAUGGAGAGCGAGAUUGUGAAACUUCAGAUGACUAACGAGCUCCUUACUUAUCCUCCUUCAUUCUGGGAAGACAUGGAAAAGGAACUCCGAGAGUUCAGGCCUCCGGCGAAGUUCCCACCACCACCGGGUCGCCCCUUGUGAUAGCGCAAGUGUUGUUUACCGUUUAGCAUCACCGCUUCAUAAGACUCCUCUUUUUUUCUUUCUUUUCCCCUUUCUCUGCCGCUUAUAUCAUUAGCUGAGGUCCGUCGGUUAUCCCAUUCU